UCAGGGGUUCCUAGUUGCAGCGUGAUUACCAACGCCGGCUCCCUUCACUGUCCAAGACAGCGAUUCCGCGGCUCCUCUCAGAACUGGACGGAGUGACUGAACGGGCCCCUGGAGAGGAGCGGUGCUCACAGCUUUGUAUAUUCCAGUGUUCAUCACUUACCAUUUAAGCUACUUGCAGUCACGUCACACCUUGGAUCUCUAUCAUCAAAACUAUUCCACCUCGGAAAUCUUACUUAAAUGCAGCAUGCCAUCCUGAAAGUCUCUCCCUGUCCUAGCUCUGUAACUGUUUACAUUGCUCAGGUACCUGAAUAUUGGCUUUGUGUCUAAAGUUCCUGGAACUUUCCUCCUUACCGUGAAAUAACUUGGCUUAAAUCACACUGCAUAUAGUACGCAGGUGCUUAGCUCAAGCCUGAGAAUUACUGCAAUCUAGUAAGGCGGACUUGAACUACUGUGGGAGUUCUAUUUAGGAAGAUGCAGCCUCUGAGCAAGUUGAUGGCUAUCUCAAAACCUCAAAACCUGUCUCUGCAUGAACAAAGAGAGGUUCUGAGAGCAGAUAUGUGUUGGCAGCAGGAAACCAUCCCUGUCGUGGAGACACAUGACUCUGAGGCAUCUCGUCAAAAGUUCAGACAUUUCCAGUAUUUGAAAGUGUCUGGGCCCCAUGAAGCCCUGAGCCAACUCCGGGAGCUCUGUCUUCAAUGGCUGAGACCAGAGAUUCAUACAAAGAAGCAGAUUAUAGAACUGUUGGUGCUGGAACAAUUCCUGGCAAUCCUGCCUGAAGAAGUCAGGACUUGGGUGCAUUUACAACAUCCAAACAACAGUGAAGAUAUGGUGACCCUCAUAGAAGAUGUGAUUGAAAUGCUUGAAGAUGAAGGUAUGCCCUGCAAGGACUCUGCCCCGCAGAUGGGGAGCAUCAAGGAGAAAAUGAAAGCUGGCUCACCAACAGGCAAACCACAGGAACCAGUGACAUUCAAAGAUGUGGUUGUGGAAUUCAGCAAGGAAGAGUGGGGGCAACUGGACUCUGCUGUAAAGAACCUGUACAGGAAUGUGAUGCUGGAAAACUUUAGGAACCUGAAUUCAUUGCGUAAAGCACAUCUACUUUCCAAACCAUUUGAGAGCCUUAAGUUGGAGAGUAGGAAAAAAAGAUGGAUAAUGGAGAAAGAAAUACCAAGGAAGACUAUUUUUGACAUGAAGAGUAUUUCUGGAGAAGAAUCAUCUCAUGGAGUGAUUAUGACAAGGCUUACCGAAAGUGGACACCCUUCUUCAGAUGUCUGGAAAGGUGAGAAUUGGUUAUAUAGGAACCAGAAAAAAUGGGACAUAAAUUUGCCACAAGAGGCUUUCAUUCCUGAAACAAUUUACACUGACGAGGAAGAUUUUGAAUGUAGUGAAAAUAAGGAAACCUUUGAUAUUAAUUCAGUUAGCUCAAUUUGUGCUAUACAACAGGGAAUUCCUUCAAGAAAGGGGUCUCCAAAAUGUGAUAAGUUUAAAACUCAAUUCAAAUUUAAUUUAGACUCAGUCGGUAAGCAACAUUCAGAAUAUGAAUAUGUGAAUGACUUGAGUUUGAGUACAGAUAUUCGACACCAAAAAAGUCAUACUACAAUGAAUUCCUAUGAAUGUUAUCAAUGUGGGAAAGCCUUCUGCCGAAGUUCAUCCCUUAUUCGACAUCAGAUCAUUCACACAGGAGAGAAACCCUAUAAAUGCAGUGAAUGUGGGAGAUUCUUCAACCGACGUACAAACCUUACUAAGCAUCAAAAACUUCAUGCUGAAGUAAAGGCCUGCACAAGCAAUAAAUGUGGAAAAGCCGUCAGUAAAAGUGAAGACAGUAAUAAUCCAGCACUCCAUUUUGGAAACAAUUUCUAUGAAUGUGUUAACUGUGGAAAAUCCUUCAACCGCAGCUCCUCUCUUAUUCGACACCAAAUGAUUCAUACAGGAGAGAAACCAUUCAAAUGUAAGGAAUGUAAUAAAGCCUUCAACAGGAGUUCAAACCUUGUUAAACAUCAAAAACUGCAUACUCGAGAUAAGUCCUGAAAAAAGAAAAAAUAUUACUUUCAGUCAGAAUGCAGAACUCAUUCAACAUCAUGAAUUUAUGCUGGAUAAAAUCUCAUGAAUAUAAUGUAAGAAAACAUUUGUCAGAUUAUUCUUUAAAUGAUAUCACAGAAUUAAUAUUGGAUAGAAAUAUUAUUGGAUAGAAAUCUAUUUGAAGGAAUUUUCCUGGUUUUCAGAUGAAGCCAUAAGGCUUUGGAGUUAAACACAGUAUCACCAUACAAGUGUUUGUGUAUCAUUAUUUUGAUAUCCAUUACCCUCACCUCUCCCUAGUUCAUAAAUAGGUCUAUAGCAUACUAAUAUCUUCCUGAUUUAUUGAUGAAGUAGACGUUAGGCAAAGCCAAACAAUACUCUUGGAGUUGAUAUUUAAUAAAACUUAGCCCUUUUAAGAAGGUCACAAGAAAUCAGGAGCUCGUGUGAAUAUAAGAGAAUACUUCUAAGGACAGAAAUCUCUGAAUCAAUGGCUAAGACAACAGUAACAGCCAUUUACUCCACUCCUGACAAUACCCUUUGUUGUCUUGCUGCUGAAUGGAGAUUAGAGUUGGGAGAGGGUUAUCAGCUGCAAUGGGAGAAGUAUGUAUGCUGUUAAUCUAUAUGUAUUCUUAAAAUCUGCAUUUGUUUAAAGUACAGCAGGUCCUUGAAAAACUUUUUUGUUUUGUUAUAAUGUUAUAAUGAUGUUGAUGAGAAAAAUAUCGAUUCCCAGCCAGGGACACUGUGUGGAGUUCGCACACUCUCCCCAUGUCUCCAGGUGCUCUGGUUUCAAACCCGAAAGAUGUAUACAUUAGGUUAAUUGACAUAUCUAAAUUAUCUCAGUCUGAGUUUGUGAGGGAGUGUGCCCUGCAGUGGAAUGGCUCCUAAUCAGCGUUGGUUCCCACAAUUGCCCUGAGCUGCUAGGAUGCACUCUGUCCACCCAUGGGCCUGUACUGGAAUAACAGGGUAAAUAAUUAUCUUACCUGUUUUUAUUAAUCCUUCUUAAAUGUGUAUACAGCUCAGAUUUAUUUUAAUGUCUGAUAUUGGAAGCAUUUGGGGUCUUUAGAAGUUUGAUGAUGUUGUGACCAGACAUUUGCUGUAGGAACUUAACUCUUGUUUGUAUCCAUUAGUCUACGGUAAAAUUGGUUUUGUUAUACAUCAUUUCACUUAAAGUUGCAGUUCCUAAGAACCUAUUGAUGAUGUUCAGUGCAGACUUACUGUACCUUUGGGAACUUAGGUUGGAGAGACAUCCAUAGCCUUAGGUAUAUCAUUUAUACCAGACAUUAUGAAGUUAUUAAAGUCUCUUAAUACUCUGUA
Molecule: messenger RNA, 3327 nt
Organism: Pongo pygmaeus (Bornean orangutan)
Lineage: Eukaryota; Metazoa; Chordata; Mammalia; Primates; Hominidae
Gene: ZNF215
Product: zinc finger protein 215
Exons: 7
Coding region: 472-2025 (517 amino acids)
Biological process (GO): regulation of transcription by RNA polymerase II
Molecular function (GO): DNA-binding transcription factor activity, RNA polymerase II-specific; RNA polymerase II cis-regulatory region sequence-specific DNA binding
Source: RefSeq, a predicted model, not a curated record